This is a messenger RNA of Myripristis murdjan (pinecone soldierfish), 3588 nucleotides long. RefSeq names its product ring finger protein 228 (gene rnf228). Lineage: Eukaryota; Metazoa; Chordata; Actinopteri; Holocentriformes; Holocentridae. Gene Ontology annotation, molecular function: ubiquitin protein ligase activity. The record is from RefSeq and is a predicted model, not a curated record. Gene Ontology annotation, biological process: protein ubiquitination. The transcript has a single exon. Bases 195 to 965 code for a protein of 256 amino acids.
UUUAAGCUGAGACGCAGACGCCUGGAUCGUUAUAAAGGACGUUUUGGGGAUUAUAAAAACACACCAACACAUGUCUGCAUAGGGGAUGAUGGCGUUUUCAUGAACGGGGAGGAGAGGUGGUGGAGAGGAGGAGAGACGUGCACCGUCAUCAGCAUCUGUCUGCCAGCUCCCUUUGUGUUCACCGGAUAAUGUGAAUGGCGAAAGAUGACAUGGCAGAGGUAGAUUUGGCAUCAAACGGAGCGGAACCCCCCGGCGAGGCCUCCACGGCGUUUCCCUACGAGGAAUAUGAAUGCAAAAUCUGCUACAAUUAUUUCGACCUUGACCGUCGGGCUCCCAAGAUCCUGGAGUGCCUGCACACGUUUUGCGAGGAGUGCCUGAACACGCUGCACCUCAGGGAGGAGCGGCCAUGGCGCAUCAGCUGCCCCGUCUGUCGCCACCGGACCCCGGUGCCGGACUACCGGAUACAAAACCUGCCCAACAACACCAAGGUGACGGAGGAUUUUCCGCUCUACAUCGACUCGGACCCCCUGCCUCAGGACGCUUUGCCGCCGUACCCUCCCCCGCUGCACCCCGCGCUCAUCGCCCUCCGCCGGGAAGAAGCGUCGGGGGCGUCCACCGCCAGCCAGGCAACCCCGUCCACCACCGUAUCCACGGCCACGACCCUCUCCCAGGACUCGGUGCGCUACGACAGCUGUCAGAGCUGUAAGAGAGUGGCGCUGACCACCGGCUGCGUUUGCGUGAUCUUCUCCUUUCUGUCUAUGCUGGUGUUGCUGUUCAUGGGCCUGAUCUUUGUGCACAGUCACAGCAGUCCUCCCUCGCCGGCGGGACCCAUUUGCUUGUCGGUAGCCAGCAUCCUGGCCAUGUUCUCGGUGGUGGUCACAUGGCUGAUCUGCUGGCUCAAAUACAGACCCGACCAUGAGACAGGCCGCUCAUCCGCCACCAAUAACUCCCGGAGAAACGCCUGAUGAUGACUGAUGAUGAAGAUUACUGUUGUGCGUGGGUGUGUGAUUAUGUACAUACUACUGGCACAUGAUAAUCCUGCUCCCUUUACUUUUUUCUAGGAAUAAAUAUCGUCCAAAAAUGGCCUUUCGACCGUAUAGCAAACACCUAAAGGCCUUCAUCUUGUUUGGAGCAAUAGGCCGACAUGAUCCUUGAUAAUCUUAUAAGUUAUGCACUUAAAAUUGCAGUAGGCCUGGUUGGCAAGAUGUCUUGAUGAGCAAAGUUGUCCAAGACUUAGACCAUUUAAAAAAAAUAAAUAAAUAAAAAAAAUGCAGGGCUAAGCUAUGGUUGGUUUGAUGACUGAAUGUGAAAUCCUCAUUUCCAGGGUAGGUUAUGACCCCCCCCUCUCCCACCAUAAAGCCCAUCCCCUCCCCUAAAUAAUAUGCAUAUCCCACUAUGCCUCUCACUGUAUGAUAAUUGUCCAUGAUUCACUCUUAUAUCUCAACAAAGCACUCUUGUACAGAUAUUUCGCAAUGUUCACAUCUGAGUUUUGAGAUGAUGGAUUUUGUUUUGUUUUAUAUCGAGAUCUAUAUGGUUAUUUGAGAAGCCUCCAAAGUAUCAUUCAGUGAAAAAGAAAAUUGUAUACACAACCCAAACUGUAAAUAGUCCACAAGUAUAGUUGUUACACAUGGAGACUGGUGUCAAGCAGGAUAGGUGUUAUUAUGUGGGUUAAGGCUUCUAACCCUUGUGAUUUUCUGUCAUCAAUUGAACUUGUCUUGGAGAAUGCCACCGUUUCCACUGAUGCAGAAAUGCAAACCCCACCCAUUUCAAAACCACAGCAAAGCUCAAAGUAAUUGGAAGAGACAUGAAGUAAUUCUGACCCAUGGUCUGUUAUCUAUUUUGUGCAUGUCAGGAUACUGAUAGGUCUUGACCUGGGUAAAGAAACAUUUUUUAAAUGUUAACUUUUCCUUCUUUGUUUUCUAAAUGCAGGUUGUUGUGUGUACCUCACCUUGUUGCACUCCCAAGUUGUUGAACCAUAAGUCAGUCAAUCAACUGCUCAAUCAAUCAGUCAAUGAAAAGUUCAAUCAGACUUCAUUGUAAUUAUGAUUCUAAUCAUGUGUGGGCCUACUGUCACAGUCAGCACCCAGCUGGGAUGUCAGGGAGUAUUCCCUCUUCCUGUCACAUCAGUUACACAGCUGACAGAGAAAGGAAGUUGAAAAACAAGGUCUCCAACAUGGAGCUGCCUCCCAUCUACGCCUAUUUAAACGUGGCCUGUGAAGCAAGUGGCUUUCCACAUCAGGCUUUGAAGAAAGGUCUAGCAGAUGGAUUUGUGUGUGUGUGUGUGUGUGUGUGUGAGGGAGAGAGAGAGAGAGAGAGAGAGAGAGAGAGAGAGAGAGAGACUAAAAAGAUAGAAUCGGGAUUUAAGUCUAAUUUCAGUCACUAUCUUCACAGGUGGUGGGCUAAAGCGCAUUUCAAAGCCAGCUUUUACCUGUUUGCAAAAAAAAAAAAAAAAAAAAAAAAUCUUCAAAGCCACAUGUGAGGAUCCUUAUUUUUAUGGUUUAUGCAUAUGAACAUGUAUCCUGGUAGAUGGGACAUGGUGAACAACUUGGAGAGUAUUGAAUCAAAUGAUAUAUUUGAUUUCACUCCCGUUCCUGUGACUGUCAAAGGUUAUAGUAUAUAUUUUAAAAACUAUGACCCAUUCACAAGCCCCCCCGAAAAACCCUUAGCUGCCUGUGUGUAACUGAGAUUAUUCAGAAGCACAAGAAUAAAAACACUAGCAUGAGAUCCUAGAAAUUUGUGUUAGUGCAAUGCCUCUGCUAAGACAAUGCAAAUAUUGCACUUUACUGAACAGAAAGUAAUAGGAUUCAUUUAAACUUUGAAUUGACUUUUAGUGAUUCAAAGAAAUUUCAACUGAAUUCAAAGAAAGCAACUCCAAACAAAGUAACGGGAUGCAACAGUGAAAUGCAAGGCUAUUCUGGGCUGAUGUCUCAGUGUGAACAUAACUGUGUGCUGUGUGUAAAUUAUUUAUUUGUACAGGCCCACACUAUUUUCAAAUAUAGUAUAACAAAAAAAGAUAUCUAAUUGUUGGAGCACCUUUACAAUGUGGCCCUAUAUAUUUAUCUGAUUUCCAUUCUAAUGUGCAGUGGUCCUCUGGGCUUGUGAAUGGGAAUGUUGCAUCACUCUAUGGCUCCUUGAACCUCUUGUCACCAUUCAGCGUAAAAAAAAAAGUGUUCAAUUUGCAGAUGGCCAGGACACCGGAGUGAUUUUACCAAGCAAUCGCCCUUGCAUGUUUAUUGUAUCCCUACCUCACUGUUGGGGAAAUGGCAAAAACAAAGUCAACGAGUGAUUCUUAAAUUUCCCCCCCAAUCUAUUUCCCACUCCUGCUUCAAUCAUCCUCUUAAACAUCCCCCUCCCCCAACUUCAGAAAAUGCACUUUCACCCUCUUAUUUGACACAAGUAAUAGGGUAUCUUUGAAAAACGUAAGCUUAUUGUAUUUAUUUAAGAGGACCUAGAAAAUGUUGUUGGUUUUUAUGAGACUCUGUGGUUGUUGUUAAGGUUCCAAUUGUAUUUGCACAGAGAAAUGUUCUUUAUGUGCUGUUUUACAUACAUAAACACAUUUCAGUAAUAAAGGAAACAUAUGAAUACUUA